Molecule: messenger RNA, 633 nt
Organism: Trypanosoma grayi
Lineage: Eukaryota; Euglenozoa; Kinetoplastea; Trypanosomatida; Trypanosomatidae
Exons: 1
Coding region: 1-633 (210 amino acids)
Source: RefSeq, a predicted model, not a curated record
AUGCCGUCGGCCCGCAGCCGGCGACUCGCGCGGCUCCCGGUGCGGUUCCACCGCACAGUGAAAGUCAGGGCCUCCGGCACCGCCACAACUGGCUGCCCAACCUGCAAAAACAAUAGCAGCAACCGUGCUGCCUCCGGUGUGAGCAGCGCAGCGGCACGCCGCGUCAGUUCCUCGGCGGCACUAUCUUUGCUGACAUCGUCUCUGUUGGGUGUCGUCGCAUCGACGUCGGCUUCACCUCCUGGGCCCCGCUCAUCUUCGUUGGUGGCCUCUUUGGCGUUAUUGUCGCCGCUGGUCUGGGCAGGGGGCGCGCUCAUACCCGCCACAUCGCCCUCAGCUGUUGUUGCGGCGGUGGCAGUUGUGUUAUUGGAGGCAGGCACACCCAAGACGGAUCGGUCACCGCUCUUGCUGUGGCCACUGCUCUGGUGGCGGUGGUCGAACCUUCCACCCCGUCGCGGGGCGUCGCGCAGUUUCACCCCGUCCGGGAGCCGCCCGCCGUGGUACACCUCCAGCACGCGGCGUGUGAAGGCGAACUCGAUAUUCUCACGCGUGAAGUACACAUCAGGGCCGCCCACCGCGGGGGUGACGAAACCAAACCCCUUGCUGUGGCGGAACAAUGCGCUGCGGCCUUCGUAG